Pichia membranifaciens NRRL Y-2026 is the source of this 2451-nucleotide messenger RNA. RefSeq lists its product as hypothetical. Bases 1 to 2451 code for a protein of 816 amino acids. The record is from RefSeq and is a predicted model, not a curated record. Gene Ontology annotation, molecular function: phosphate transmembrane transporter activity. Lineage: Eukaryota; Fungi; Ascomycota; Pichiomycetes; Pichiales; Pichiaceae. Gene Ontology annotation, biological process: monoatomic anion transmembrane transport; phosphate ion transport; polyphosphate metabolic process. Gene Ontology annotation, cellular component: membrane. The transcript is spliced from 2 exons.
AUGAAGUUUUCCCAUUCACUCCAGUUCAAUGCUGUCCCUGAGUGGUCUUCAAAAUACAUCAACUAUUCAACGUUGAAAAAAAUUGCUUACAAUUUGCAGAAACAGUAUGUUCAGGAGCUCAACAGCAAGAACCUCAACGAAGAGGCCAGUUUUACGUCAGACCCAAACGAUCCCGAAAACCCAGUGGUUGUGUUCAAACAAGCCUUGGAUGCAGAAGCUGAUCGUAUCAACAAGUUCUACAACCAGAAAGAGGAAGAAAUUUCCAAAGAGUACAUAUCUGUUUUCCACGAAUUUUCGGAUUUCGAGUCGGAAUUCCCUUAUGAUUCCAACGAUGCUAAAAGCAGGGACCAAUUGAAGAAGAUAUUGCGCUCCCUCUUACCAAACUAUCAGGACAUCAAUGAGCCAGCAGACCAUUUAUCAAAUCACGAUGAAAAUGGUCUACCUCAUGAAAGCCACAUGGAAUCUGUUGACGACCUUGACUCCUUGAGACUACAAAAGAAGAAAUCGUUUCCUACAUUAUUCUAUGACGAUGAUUUCCACGUCACAUUCCUGGAGGCACUGAAAGUCGAAAAAAAACCAUUGAUAACACGUGUUUUCACUCACAUAUCAGAACUUAAGUCUUUUAUUGAGUUGAAUAAAAUUGGUUUCGGCAAAGCAUUGAAAAAGUUUGAUAAACUUCUUCAGACCAAUAUCAAGUCAGAAUAUUUGUCCAAACUUGAAAACGACUACUAUGUGUUCAAGAACUCUACCAUUGAACAACUAAAUGCUAAAAUUUCAGACCUUGUCACAUUGUAUUCCAUAUUCACGCAUCACAACAUCAAUGAAGCAAAGCUAGAAUUGGGUACAAACUUACGUGAAAAGGUUGUUUUCGAAAGAAACACUGUGUGGAGGGAUAUGAUUGGGUUGGAGAGAAAGUCACAGGCCGCUUACGCCAAACCUGAAUUUGCAAAGGAAGGCGCCGGCUCUCAUGGUAAUCCUUUCACAAUAAAACUAGGUGCUGGUAGACAAUUAACCAUUCCUGGCUUCCUAACUUCACUUUCGACCCUAAAAAUUGUCAUCAUUGCUCUCAUAACUUUAGUUUUGCUUAACAUAUCUCCUUUUGAGGAUGAACAGCAAAAAAAUUGCUUUGCAGUUUUGAUUUGUUCCUCGUUAUCUUGGGCUACAGAAGCAAUUCCUCUUUUCACCACCUCUCUUUUACUCCCAUUUUUAUUGGUUGUUUUGAAAGUGCUGAAGAAUCCGGAAACAGGUGAAGUAUUUAGCGCUCCAGAAGCUUCCAAGUUCAUUUGUGCUGCAAUGUGGUCCCCAAUUAUCUUAUUGCUAUUGGGUGGUUUUACACUCGCAGCGGCACUUUCCAAACAUAACUUGGAUAAAUACGCAUGCACAUUCUUAUUGUCAAAGGUACAACAACGUCCUGCUCCAAUAUUGUUUGCAAUUAUGGUGGUUUCUACCAUAAUUGCUGCCUUUGUAUCCAACGUCGCCGCUCCGGUAUUGAUGUACUCUGUGGUUCAGCCUAUUUUAAAUACAUUGACUGAUAAAACCGUUAAUGGGAAGACUGUUCAAAAUGAGUUCGCACAAGCUUUGGUUUUAGGAAUUGCAUUAGCAUCAAGCGUUGCAGGAAUGGCAUCUCCAAUUGCAUCCCCCCAGAAUGUUGUUGCACUUCAGUUUAUGGAUCCACCACCUAAUUGGAUACAAUGGUUUUCAGUUUCCAUUCCUGUUUGUGCUUGUUGUUUGGUUUUGAUUUUUAUCGUGUUGAUGAUCUCCUUUUCUUUUAAAGAUGUUACCAUAGUUCCAAUUCAUCAACAUUCAGAUAAUUUUAGUUCCAAGCAGUAUUUUGUUUUGGCGAUCUCUUUGGUCACCAUUGUGCUUUGGUGUUUAGCAUCGGUUUUGGAACCAUGGUUAGGUGAUAUGGGUCAGAUUGCUUUGAUUUCAAUGGUUACUUUUUAUGCAACAGGAGCAUUAUCACAAGAAGACUUCAAUAAUUACCCUUGGACAAUUGUAAUUCUCGCCAUGGGUGGUCUUGCUUUAGGUAAGGCGGUGACGGUUUCGGGACUUUUGACAACUAUUGCCAAUUUGAUUCAGAAACAACUUGAAGACGCAGAAUUGUUUACAAUUUUAGCUGUUUUUGGAUUCAUUGUUCUUAUAAUGGCCACUUUUGUUUCUCAUACAGUCGCUGCCCUUAUUAUCAUUCCAUUGAUCGCAGAAAUUGGACGUUCAUUGCCAGACCCACAUCCAAACAUCCUAGUUUUCUGUACUUCUCUCAUUUGUUCUUGUGCAAUGGGUUUACCAACAUCAGGAUUUCCUAACGUUACUGCCAUUGGAUUGACCAACAAUCUUGGUGAUAAGUAUUUGAACGUUGGCACAUUCAUCAGAAUUGGGGUUCCAACCAGUUUGGGUUGUCUUCUAAUUGUCAUCACUGUUGGGUAUCUCUGUUUGAGGUUGAUCGGUUUCUAA